This is a messenger RNA of Prorocentrum cordatum, 846 nucleotides long. The record is from the annotation of a GenBank genome assembly. Lineage: Eukaryota; Dinophyceae; Prorocentrales; Prorocentraceae.
AUGGCCUUGCAGGGUGAGGAGAGGCGCUUGUGGCUGAAGCCAGCCAAUUUGAUGGUCGUGGCAUCGGCCACCCCGAGUCCGGAUCGAGGCUCGACCGAGAAAGGGCUCCAGCGUUGCAGCCGGUGCAAGGCGGUCUACUUCUGUUCCAAGUCGUGCCUCAGGGCGGGCUGGAAGGCACACAAGCGUUUCUGCGAGGCCCAGGGCUGCCGAUGGGUGGAGGAGCACGCAAUGCUCUGCACGCAGCGGGCUCGCCUGGACCAGCAGUCUGUGCGACAAGCAUCCAACGCCCGCGAGCUGCUGAGGACCUUCGAGCAGGCGGAGCUGUUCGUGGAGAAGUGGAGCCAGCCUGGUCGCGCUCGCCGCCCGGCGCUUGGGCACAGGUGCAUGCAAGACAUGGUUCAGUUCGCGGUGACAACAGGCACGCUGGCCUUGUUCAAGCAGCUCGAGGCCGGCGGGGAUCUGUUGGAGGCGUCAGUCUGGCGCCGCGUGGCGUCACUAGUGAGGCAGCACCUCGGCCUGACACGCCUGUUGGUGCCAAGGUUCCACAUCGUGCAUUGGAAUGCGCUCUACCAUGCCAGGGGGCUCCUGUCCCUGCGCGACUUGCAGGCGGACAGCGCGGGGGCAUCGGAUGCCGCCGUCGAGGCUCUGGCAGUGGACUUUGAGCGCCACCUGGACGUGGUGCGAGUCUACGACGCCGACUACGCCGACAGAUUUAAGGACGCCCGGAGCGGCGGCCGGGGCAUGCUCGCGGAGGGGUCGCGGCUGUUCCAGGCCAUGUCGCAGAGCCCCGCCGCGCUGCAGCAGUUCUACAGCAUCGACCCCUCGAUUGGGGGGAACGAAACAUGA